CAGUAAUAAAUAGAGCGAUGCUGUGCUGGCUGUAUGGGAAUGUGAGUGUGAGUGGGCACACCGACUUAAGGAGAGCGGGGAGGGGAGCUCGGCCCAGCCAGGCGGGGCCUGUUCUACUAUCAGAGCGCUGUGUGCAGGCUGCCAGCUCGGAGUGCUAGGCUGCAGCCAGGCGGGGGCGGCCCGGGUGAACGAUCAGCCUCACUGCGCCGGCCGGCCGGGGAGAAGGCUCUGCUGUCCCUAUAAGGGAGCUGUCUGCUGGGGAGCUUGCCGCAUGGUUACAGCUGUCUGCGGGAAGAACGAUGUUCACACUGGCAUGUUGACAGGAUUCCAUUGCCCAGCGGAUUAGAACGGUCAGGAGGGUCUUGGAAAUAAUCGAUUGCAUAAAUGACCUCUGUGCACAUUCCCCUUCACCCCAGAUGACUUACAACUGAAGAAAGAUGUCUACUGUAACUGAAAAUGGAAACGCUACUACAGGCGAUAUACCAAAUGUGGAGAAAACAUACAAAAAGGCAGCAUCAUCCGAAAUUAAAGGCACCAUUCAGCUGGGAAUAGGCUACACGGUGGGUAACCUUACAUCCAAGCCAGACAGAGAUGUACUUAUGCAAGACUUUUAUGUAGUGGAAAGUGUGUUUUUACCAAGUGAAGGGAGCAAUCUGACCCCAGCCCAUCAUUACUCAGAUUUCCGAUUUAAGACCUACGCUCCAAUGGCGUUCCGAUACUUCAGGGAACUUUUUGGUAUCAAGCCUGAUGAUUACCUGUAUUCACUCUGCAACGAGCCCUUGAUUGAAUUGUCCAACCCUGGCGCAAGUGGCUCCAUGUUCUUCGUAACCAGCGAUGACGAAUUUAUCAUCAAAACUGUUCAGAACAAAGAAGCUGAAUUUCUUCAGAAGCUUCUGCCUGGUUACUAUAUGAAUUUGAAUCAAAAUCCUUGGACACUUUUGCCCAAGUUUUAUGGACUUUAUUGUCAUCAGUCUGGGGGUAAAAACACUAGGCUUGUUGUAAUGAACAAUGUUUUGCCACGAUCGAUGAGGAUGCAUUACAAAUAUGACCUGAAAGGCUCAACAUACAAACGCAGAGCAUCACGGAAAGAACGUGAGAAAUCAUGCCCCACAUACAAGGACCUGGAUUUUCUACAAGACAUGCGUGAAGGAUUAUACUUUGAUCCAGACACGUACAGUGCAUUGAUGAAAACAUUAGAAAGAGACUGCAGAGUUCUAGAAAGCUUCAAAAUCAUGGAUUACAGCCUGCUUUUAGGAGUCCACGUGCUCGACCACGCAGCCAAAGACAAAGAAGGUGAAACUUCUCAUUACAAUAUUGACAAUAAGCGUCCGUCGGUGCAAAAAGUUCUGUAUUCCACUGCUCUCGAAUCUAUACAAGGCCCAGGGAAAAAAGUAGACACACUCAUAAAGGAGAGCACAAUGGGAGGCAUUCCUGCAAAAAACCACAAGGGGGAAAGACUAUUGCUUUUCAUGGGUAUUAUUGACAUACUGCAGUCGUACAGGUUCAUAAAAAAAUUGGAACAUUCGUGGAAAGCUCUGGUCUAUGAUGGGGACACAGUGUCAGUACACAGGCCAAGUUUUUAUGCUGACCGAUUUUUGAAGUUUAUGAACGCAAGAGUCUUUAAAAAAGUCCAAGCUUUAAAGUCUUCGCCUUCCAAAAGACGUUGCAACUCAAUCCCUGCUCUCAAGGCUUCUUCCCAAGAGAUAUUGUCUGCCAACAAUCAAGAAGAGAAGAACAAGAGACUUACCGAAGGCCAAAGUUUUACUAGCCUUGACGAGGAAGGUAUUCAAACAUUAAAUUCAAGGCAUCGACCUGACCUUGUGCCAAGUACCCCAUCUUUAUUUGAAGCUGCUUCCUUAGCAACAACAAUAUCCUCCUCCUCGUUAUUUGUUGAUGAUCAGUAUCACCACGAAGACACUAUUCGGUAUUCCAACAGAAGAGGCCAGCCUUCAAGUUCAACGUUCACUCUAGAAGACAGUGCCUACCAGACAUCUGAGCAGAGCACUAUAGAAAUGGAAAACGACAAUGUGUCUGUAUUUGAUGUCUACUUAGUAAGUAUUAUUAUACUAUAUAAGUAUAGGUAUUAUCUUAGCCCCUUCAUUAGUGAGCACAUCCAGACCAACAUGCAUAGGUUAAAGGGACACUAUUGGCACCAAAUCCACUUUAGCUCAAUUAAGAAGUUUUAGUGUAUAGAUCAUGCC
Messenger RNA from Pelobates fuscus (common spadefoot toad), 2201 nucleotides. It is a transcript of the gene PIP5K1B, whose product is annotated as phosphatidylinositol-4-phosphate 5-kinase type 1 beta. Gene Ontology annotation, biological process: phosphatidylinositol phosphate biosynthetic process. NCBI's taxonomy places the organism in Eukaryota, Metazoa, Chordata, Amphibia, Anura, Pelobatidae. The record is from RefSeq and is a predicted model, not a curated record. Bases 438 to 2186 code for a protein of 582 amino acids. Gene Ontology annotation, cellular component: plasma membrane. Gene Ontology annotation, molecular function: 1-phosphatidylinositol-4-phosphate 5-kinase activity. The transcript has 14 exons.